Peronospora belbahrii is the source of this 369-nucleotide messenger RNA. Lineage: Eukaryota; Oomycota; Peronosporomycetes; Peronosporales; Peronosporaceae. The record is from the annotation of a GenBank genome assembly.
AUGGGUCAUUUUUCACGUCGCGAGGAGGUCGAAACAACGAAGCUGGCGGUACGUACGGAAGCUAAAAGCUCGAGAACGGUGCGAUUUGGCAACCCGGAGAAAGGGGUGGAGAACGCGCGGGAGGACCAUCGUAUUCAUCAUCUUAUGCGUCUAGAUUCUAGGUUGAAGCGGACUGCGGAAGCGUUACAAGGGCUUUCAAACGGUGAGUGGCGGCCUAUCCUCGGCACAAGCCAACGAUCGGUUCCUCAGGCAGCUUUGGCACGGGAAUUUCUGAAUGUUGCUACGAUUUUGGAUGCAUGCAGAGUGACGGGGCUGCAAAACGCGCGGCUCAUGUCACAAUCGACGAGACAGAAGUAUUUGCAGCGGUAA